UUGCGUCGUGGAGUUUGGGCUUGAGCAGUGAAAUGCCGAUGGUUAUGACAAGACGCACGAGUUUGUUGAAUGUCAAGAUGGGAGACAAAGGCGAGCGAGUUCACUAGAUCAUAUAGUUAUGGCGGAUUCAGGUCCUGUAUCGCUGCGAGCCCGUAUGAUACGAUCCAUCAGGCUUUGACUGUGAGUGAUGGGGAGGCGUUGUCGAGGUGGGAGCCCAACCCUUCAUAACCUCCUUCCUCACGCGCUGCCUUCACGUCAACUGAACACACCACUCAAACAGACCUCAACUUCGUCCCCGUUGUGUAGAGAUUUU
Suillus subaureus is the source of this 313-nucleotide messenger RNA. RefSeq lists its product as uncharacterized. The transcript is spliced from 4 exons. The record is from RefSeq and is a predicted model, not a curated record. NCBI's taxonomy places the organism in Eukaryota, Fungi, Basidiomycota, Agaricomycetes, Boletales, Suillaceae. Bases 70 to 228 code for a protein of 52 amino acids.